Molecule: messenger RNA, 2270 nt
Organism: Hippocampus comes (tiger tail seahorse)
Lineage: Eukaryota; Metazoa; Chordata; Actinopteri; Syngnathiformes; Syngnathidae
Product: ELAV-like protein 1
Exons: 6
Coding region: 380-1474 (364 amino acids)
Cellular component (GO): ribonucleoprotein complex
Molecular function (GO): RNA binding
Source: RefSeq, a predicted model, not a curated record
UGGCCUUGGAGGGCUCCGGCUAACUCGGCUAAAGCUAACGUCAGGCUUUGAGGCCUUGUAGCAGGCCGCUGUGAUUUUAAAGUACGGGCGGGAGUGGCGCAAACCGUCGCAUACGAAAAUGGAGACUCGGUGCUUUGAGUCAGCGAGCCACUCGCGCGAGGAAAAACGUCCUUUGAUACGUUAAAAGCGACUUAGUCACGCUCUUGAAGCGUUGUAAGGUGUAUGUUUUGUGUGGUUUUCUUCUUUUCGUUCGGUUAAGCCCGAGCAACGUUGGCCAAGCGGCCUCAAGCGGCGUUGCUAAUGCUAUUGUGGGUAGCUCUUGCACGCCGUGCUCAUUUUCCGUGAAAUAACAGUGCUUCUGGAGCAGUGAAGUGUCUUCAUGGCAGUUCGUAGAGGACACAUUCAGUACUUGGAUCAGCAGGAGGCAUACGAUAUGUCCAACGGUUACGACAUGCCGGGCGAGGACGCAAAGAACGCCAAGACCAACCUGAUCGUCAACUACCUGCCGCAGGGCAUGUCGCAAGAUGACCUGCGCAACCUCUUUGGCAGCGUCGGCGAGGUGGAGUCGGCCAAGCUGAUUCGAGAUAAAGUCGGAGGCCACAGUUUAGGGUACGGAUUUGUUAACUAUGUUAACCCUAGUGAUGCAGAAAGAGCUAUCGAAUCACUGAAUGGACUAAGGCUACAUUCCAAAACUAUCAAGGUGUCGUACGCGCGGCCCAGCUCGGACACCAUCAAGGACGCCAACUUGUACAUCACCAGUCUGCCCAAGACCAUGAUGCAGAAGGACGUGGAGGAGAUGUUCUCGCGCUACGGCCGCAUCAUCAACUCCCGCGUGCUCGUCGACCAGUCUACAGGUAGGACGGUGGCGUUGAAACCUCUUCCUCGCUCGCUCGCUCACUCGCUCGCUCGUUUGUCCUGCACAGGCAUGUCGCGAGGCAAGGCCUUCAUCCGCUUCGACAAGCGCUCCGAGGCAGAGGAGGCGGCGAAAAACAUUAAUGGGCAAAAGCCGCCCGGGGCCUCGGAGCCCAUCUCGGUGCGCUUCGCCGCCGACCCGAACAUGAUGAAGAACACGCAGCUCCUCUCGCAGCUCUACCACAACCAGUCCAGACGCUUCGCCGGGCCCAUGCACCACCAGGCGCAGCGGUUCAGAUUCUCCCCGAUGGGCGUGGACCACAUGGGCAGUGUGGGCAGCGUGGGCGUGCCGGGCAACUCGGCCUCGGGCUGGUGCAUCUUCAUCUACAACCUCGGCCAGGACGCCGACGAGAGCAUUCUGUGGCAGAUGUUCGGCCCCUUCGGCGCCGUCACCAACGUCAAAGUGAUCCGCGACUUCAACACCAACAAGUGCAAGGGCUUCGGCUUUGUCACCAUGACCAACUACGAGGAGGCGGCCAUGGCCAUCGCCAGCCUGAAUGGCUACCGCCUGGGCGACAAGACCCUGCAGGUGUCCUUCAAGACCAGCAAGGGCCACAAGUAGAGGAGAGAGAAAGAAGUGGUGCGUCGGGAAGUGCGGUCCGCUUGUUUUAGCGCGUUCACUCAACACUGCACCUUUCGUCCAAAAAAAAAAAAAAAAAGUCUCCGAACUUACUCACAUUGCUCGUUGUUGGUUUUCACUUUUUUUUUUCUGGAGCAUGAGACUUUUGUAUCGUCGUUACAGUAAUUCCAAACCUUCAAAAAUCUGCUACUUUGAAAUCAAAAUUUCAAAGUAGCAGAAAUUAAAAACGUAAUGAAAUUACGGUGAAAUUAAAAACGUAAUUUUGCCGUGUUCGUUCAUAUUCUGAGCCAUGUUUUGCUCUGCGCUUUUUUUUUUUUUUUUUUUUUUUUUUUUUUUUUCUUCUCACGAAGAAGCAGCCCUGGAGUAUUGUCACUUUGAGACAUGGAGGCCUUGGAUUCGAAUCAUCCAGUGGACGUAAAUGUGAGAGCAAAUGCAUUUCCAAUUUGGUUUUCGCUUCAAGCCCCCCUCCGUGUUGCUCUAAAGAUCAAAUUUUGACGUGAAUCAUCAAAUUGCCCGCCCUAACAGAUUGAAAUUUGGGUAUCUUUUAAUUAUUGUCGUUCUGAUUUGUAUGAGGGUAAAAAGGCGAGAUUGAGGAGGGAAAGGUGAUGGACCAAAUGCAAGGCAACGAAUGAGUCAAUUCUUCAAACUGGCUUUUUUUUUUCUUCCCCCUCCCACAAUGGACAGAGGUACUCAAGAAUUUUAUCAGACUGACUGGACGCAACAUCACUUUAUUCCUCCCGCCUCUUUUCAUUCGUGUUGUUUAAUCAAUAACUAAAGA